Phytophthora infestans T30-4 is the source of this 2332-nucleotide messenger RNA. RefSeq names its product croquemort-like mating protein M82, putative. Bases 40 to 2226 code for a protein of 728 amino acids. Gene Ontology annotation, molecular function: scavenger receptor activity. The transcript has a single exon. The record is from RefSeq and is a predicted model, not a curated record. NCBI's taxonomy places the organism in Eukaryota, Oomycota, Peronosporomycetes, Peronosporales, Peronosporaceae. Gene Ontology annotation, cellular component: cytoplasm; membrane.
ACCGCCUCCCGCCGAAGCCUUCCAAGACCACCCUUAACCAUGGCGACGGAGACUCCGAGGGCGCAAACCAAUACUGCUUUUGAGCAGUUCGAAAAACCAUCGCCCAAUGUGGUCCCCAAGGGCGAAGACGUCGAGCCCAAACGCCGGUGGUGCUGUAGCCAGAAGGUCUGGGCCAUCACGCUCAUGGUUGUGGGCUCUCUGACUGCCAUUUUAGGCAUCUUGUACGGCACCGCUUUGCCCGCGUACGUCAACAAGGCCGUGAAGGACGAAGUUGUGCAUUGUUCCGACUCGGAGGUGGCAAAGGAGAGCUAUCUGGACCCGUACGGAGAUUGCGAUGACUGCUCGCCCUACUACGUGUCCGUGUACAUGCUUAAUGCCACCAACGCCGACGAAUAUCUCGCCACGAACGCCAAACUGAAAGUCCAAGAGAUGGGACCCUACGUCUACCGCCGCCGCGAGAUCAAGCUGGACGUGACUCUAUCGGACGACGCCUCCACCGUCACCUACAAGACAUACACAUACCACACGUACGAGCCCGACAAGAGUUGCGACGGUUGCUCCGAUACAGAUGAAAUCGUGAGCUUCGACACCGGUUACUUCAGCAUCAUUGCGGCCACCGGCGGCGAGUUUAAUCUGCUGGCUAGUAUUGCUGCUCAGUCCUUCGCCUCAAAUUCAACCUUGAGUGAGAUCCAAGAGAUCAUCAGUGAGUACGGCGAGCAGAUAAUGCGGUGGAUGAACGGCCUCAAUUCGUUGGACCCCGCAGCCAUGAAGACGGUGACCAACAACAACACCGUGCUGACCUUCCUAGCCGCCGGCCCGGAGGCCAUCGCCGGCCUGGAUCUCUCCGGGUUCGUUUACAGUGGCCUCUUCGUCAAGCGCACAGCGUCGCAGUGGGCCUUGGGCUAUCCAAGUAUGUUGGCCGGUCUCAUUCUGGGCUCCAACUACCUCAACACAUGCGUGCCCACCAUGAACGCCCAGUGCGCGUCUUGCAGUGGAGACGAGUGUUUGUCCAUUUCAGCUGCCUGCUCCCAAUGUACGAAGGGUGCUGCUCUUAUGGCGGUGAACACCGUCACUUGUAGUAUCAUCGAAUCCAUCUAUGCUGCUGAGUACGGUGAGACGGAAGCUGCCAGUUUUGUUGGUACCACGUGCAAUUUGUGUGAAAAGGUGGGGCUCUGUGCUGCUCCUCUGCCAGGUGUCGCUGAGAGCUCCGGCUUAGACUACUCGCAAGCUGCACCCGACGCAUCGUCACUCCUAGACUACGUCAAACGUACAGGAUGUGACGAUCCGACCAAGAUCGGGACGUACGUGGAGUACAACGGCCUCACCGUCGCACCUGUGUGGGUGGAUCUGGGCGAACGGCGUAACCCGACGCUGGCUGAGCUCACUGCGUUCUCCAGUUACGCCAACUGUGCGUCUCCUGUCGCCAACGUUACGUGCUUUGAAGUAUCGGGUACCGACGGUGCGGCACUCAAACCUGGAGGGGUCACCAUCAGCGGCAUGGCUAAACACACUACCGCCGACUCCUUCAACUCGUACACGGGGUCUAUCAAGGUCUACACCACCAUCUCGAGUAUGGACACGGAAGUCGACUUCAACGGCGUGUCGCUGCAUCGCUUCGGCACACCGAGCGACACCUUCAAUUACACAGACGAGAACGCCAAACUUGGCACGGGUGUCCCCGUUGAUGGGUUGCAUCAGUUGAGCUUCGUCACGGGUUUCUUGACUUACAUGUCUGGCCCGUUCUUCAUCUUCAGCAACACAUCACUGCUUGAUGCUGUGGAGAUGACCAACACCAACGGCACGGUGGUGACGGCUGACUACAUGUACGAGUCGGACGGAAGUCUCGUUGAGAGCUUACACAGUGCGUACGGCACAUUCGUCGACAUAGAGUCGGGCACGGGACAGACAAUGAGCGCUCGGAAGCGGUCUCAGAUCUCGUACGCUGUGGCUGCCUCGAGUGUCGUGCCCAACGCGUCCAUGAGCGACUUGGUGUGGCCGACGCUGCCGACGGAAGUGGUUCUACCCACGUACUGGGUGGAGGAGGCAGGCGAAGCCAAGGACAGCGUGCUGGACACGUUCAAGAGCACGCUCACUCUCGUCAAGACGUUCCUGCCGGGCCUCAUCGUGCUAAUCAUUGUCGGCGUCCUUGAGGCUGCAGGAGGAUUCUUCCUGUGGCGUCGAUACAAGCAGAAGCUCGAGGUGCUGCGCUAUGGCAGCGUCAUAUGAGCAACGGCUAUUGAGGGAGGAAGCGAACCCACGUAUAUCUUCAUGUAAGCACAUGCACAGUCUACAGUAAUAAGUUUGAAAAUAUACCUCACUUUUGUCAAUAGAA